CUUACAUCUACAGGUAAUCUGUAAGAAUGAUCAGCACAUAGGAAUAGGGAGUUUCUAUUAGCUUGCUUAGAUUUAAACGUAGCUACAUCUAUUACUUCAAUGUAGCAAAUUAAUACACUUAAGAUCAAUAGCCAAAAACAGCUGCAAGUAUGACACAAGAUAAAAGAGACAAGAUUGGGGUCCGAACAAAUUGUAGUUCAGCAAAAUCAAAAACCUGUGAUCAAAAGGCCAAAAAGAAACUUUCUGCUACUCUGCUAGGCCUUUUAGGCACAACAGAUGAGCUCAGUAACAUCAAAUGGGAUUCUGUGCCUCUGGAUGUACAAGAAUGGUUGAUUGUUACCUUUGCAAGGAAGAGAGAAGGAUACAGUUACAAACCCGAGGAAGGAAAGGGCAUCCGAACGAUUGCAUAUGCUGUCCAGGCAGGUGUUUUCGUAGAAAGGAAAUUCCGUACAACUACAAGUCCAAUUGGCUUGGCUUAUCCAUCAGAAGUAAUAGAAUCUUUAAAGGAUGUCGAUAAAUGGGGUUUCAACACAUUUACUUUAAAUGAAGCUAGCCAAGGGCACAGCUUGAAAUUUAUGAUGUGUGAGCUGUUCAGUAAAUAUGAUCUUCUGACCCUGUUCAAGAUUCCAAUUCCCUGUCUGAUUUCAUUUGCAAGUGCUUUAGAAGUUGGCUACAACAAAUACCAAAAUCCGUAUCACAAUGCAAUCCAUGCCUCAGAUGUUACCCAAACUGUGCACAGCAUUUUGCUUCAUACUGGAAUUAUGCAUUGGUUCACUGACCUGGAAAUACUAGCGAUUAUUUUCAGCACCUUAAUCCAUGAUUAUGAACAUACCGGCACCACAAACCAUUUCCAUGUUGAGACAAGAUCAGAAACUGCACUUUUAUAUAAUGAUAGAUCUGUUCUUGAAAACCAUCAUGUAAGUGCUGCUUAUCAUCUUUUGGAAAAUGAAGAUAUGAACAUCUUGUCCAAUUUAACCACAGAUGAAUGGAGGGAACUCCGCCGCCUGGUCAUUGAGAUGGUUUUAGCUACAGACAUGUCACAUCAUUUCCAGCAAAUGAGUAGCAUUAAGCAUAUUCUGGAGCAUCAUCAGCAACUGGAAAGGGCACACAAAGAUAAGAUUAUGUCUAUGGUUGUACAUGCUGCCGACGUAAGCCACCCAGCAAAGCCUUGGACUCUGCACCAACGAUGGGCAGAAGCGUUAAUGGAAGAAUUUUUUCAACAGGGAGACAAGGAGGCUGAAUUAGGAUUGCCAGUUUCUUCACUCUGUGAUCGCAAAACUACCAAUAUUGCUGCUUCCCAAAUAGGAUUUAUUGAUGUCAUAGUGAAACCUAUAUUUGUUCUCCUACUUGAUGCCGUGAAUGAAAUCGUUCGACCUCUUAUACAUGAGGCUUCUAAAUCUAGAUGUGCUUCUCGAAGAGCCCAAUCAACGAAGACAAGUAAAGCCACGGACAAAGAAGGUGCCAGCCGUGAGAGUGGGACCUGCACAGAAAGGCAGAUUUUAUCAGUCUUAGACAUACCAAGGUUUAAGGACAACUUGUUGUUGAUUAUUCAAGACAACAGAGAAAAGUGGAAAGAGAGUCAGGAAGUCUCAAGGAAAGAGCAUUCAGUGUCACUGUUAAAGUUAGAGGCAGAAGCUGCAGAAACCAAAGGAAGGAGUACACAGGCUAAACAAGAACCACUGGGAACAGAAAGUAAUAUGAUUCAGAAUCAAGUACGUGAAGGAAAAGCAGAACGGAAGAAACCUGAGAAAACAGUAAAGAGUAAACCCAACCCUUCAAAGGCCAAGAGUUCCUGUAUUGCACCAGAAAAUCCUACCACUUGCUAUUGUCAGUUUGGUGACGGCAAAACAUUUGAACCAAUAGAUGUCAACUUCAUCGUUUACAAUGCAGAUGCAUCAGAACUGUUGCAGGCACAGGAGGACACUGAGGCCAUGGAUGUCACAGAAUCAUAUGAGGAAUUCGUUGAUAGCCAAAGUUCCUGGAGGAAAGCUGCUGCUCACAAGGUAGAUUCAGAGAUAAGAGAGAUGAGGCGCAUGGUCCCGGAAACAAAACCUCUGUCUCCUGAUGAAAGUGAUGAUGUCAUCAUUGAGGAAUUUAUACCAGAUGAUUCUCAGCCUAAGACAACAAAGGGAUCCUCAGCCGCCCCUGUUCAGGACAAAGUCCAGCAACCACCUAAUAUUGGCUUUCUAGCAACUGAUUUAACCCAAAGUGACAUGGAGAUUUUUUCACUAUGGAAUGAAGAAGUUAUGAGGCGUGCAGCCGAGCAACAGAAGCAAGUUCAAAGCAGAAUGCCCACCGAGGGAGCGCCAGAAGUCCCAGGGCUGCAGGUUGAGGGUUCUACAGGAAGUCAAAGACCUUCAUCUGAAAACUAUGAUAGCUUCAUCCUCCAAGUAAUCUCUUUUGACUCCCCUCCAGUAAUGUGCUCAAGGCAGGCAGAACCAAGCCAGCAAGAAGCUGCCAAUACACAAGCCCCAGUGAAUGACAAUGGGACACAGUCAAGUGAGUCUGGUCAGCAAACUGUAACAACCACCUCACUUGGAGCUGCGGCUGUAUCUGUCACAUCCCUGAGCUAUGGCUAUCGGCUCUUCAAAAUUCCCAAGUGAGUUCAACCACUCAUUGUCAGAUGACUUGAGGCAUAAUAGAGAGAUAAUUCACCAGAUACAAGACCAUCUGAAACAAAUAAAGGUAGAUGUUUGGGCUGCUGAAUGAUGUUUGAAGAGGAUAAAAUGCUUACUGUGUGAUCAGUUAGCAGAACUUUCAAAUGUGCAUUGGUCAUUUACUGAGAAGGUUAAAUAUCAUUCUUAAUAACUUCUGUGUAUUGGUGGAAGUCAAACCCACUUGUUUAUUUCUCCCCAAGGGUUUGUGAAACUCUUCUAUAGACCACAAAUGAAUAGAGAAAAACAGGAUUGUGUAUAAAACAGCCUUUGGGAAAUAUUGUUUGGGUCAAAAAUGUAGGGGAAGCGAGCUGUGUAAUGCAUCAGCUACCACAGUCAAUGGUUAAGAUUUCUAGGAGCUGUAGUCUCAUAGCAUCUGGAGUCCCAAAUUUAAUAUGUAUAAUGCAAA
Messenger RNA from Pogona vitticeps (central bearded dragon), 3063 nucleotides. NCBI's taxonomy places the organism in Eukaryota, Metazoa, Chordata, Lepidosauria, Squamata, Agamidae. The record is from RefSeq and is a predicted model, not a curated record.